AAAAGUAAAUAAAAAAGGAUCUUAGUAGGUGUGUCUAGGUGAAAUUUUGCUAGGUGGGAGGUGAACUUACACAACUUAUUGUUGAGAGAGUGUGAAAGAGAGAGGACUUCCACACUGACCUUCACACAUCAGGACAGAGCACCGUUCAUACCAACAGGACUUAUGGCUCAGCGUGUGACCUCUGAGGUUCUUGUGCACAUGCUGUCUAUAGUGCUGCUGGGUUUGUUGACUCCAAUUAGCUGGAGCACUGAUGGUCUGGGCCCAGGCUGCCACCUCUACCCCAUUAAUUUGACUGUCAGAAGUGACAGGAGCGGGACAUGUCGAGGAGCCCGUGUGGUGUACGCCUGUGUGGGUUACUGUGACUCUAGUGCAUUUCCCUCCCGCUACUCUGUCCUGCUGGCAUCUAAUUUCACUCAUAACAUCACCUCUGUUUCACGUUGCUGCACCAUCGAGAAAGCCAUCAAGGUCCAAGUUCAUGUGGAAUGCCCUGAAGGCCAUCACCAUGACAACAUUGAGAUCCUAACCGCGAAGGCCUGUCGUUGUCAUAUGUGCCACAAGGCUCGUUACUAA
Molecule: messenger RNA, 570 nt
Organism: Tachysurus vachellii
Lineage: Eukaryota; Metazoa; Chordata; Actinopteri; Siluriformes; Bagridae
Gene: gpha2
Product: glycoprotein hormone subunit alpha 2
Exons: 4
Coding region: 163-570 (135 amino acids)
Biological process (GO): cell surface receptor signaling pathway
Cellular component (GO): extracellular region
Molecular function (GO): hormone receptor binding; hormone activity
Source: RefSeq, a predicted model, not a curated record